AUGGCGUCACCUGCUGGAAGGAACAGUAUCCCUGUCAAAAUACUGACAGACCAUAAAAAUCUGGAGUACUUCCAGACACAAAAGGGAUCUGAACCAAGGCAGUUAAGAUGGAUGGGAUUUUUGGCAGAUUACAACUAUAGGAUUGUGUAUAGGCCGGGCGCACAGAAUAGAAAAGCAGAUAUUCUCUCUCGCCGUGAAGACCACAAGUCUGCGGUUAAAGGGGGGGACGCUCUGCAUGAUGAUAAAGCUGUACACAAAAUCCUUAAAUCCUUGGAAGAGGAUAUACCUGUUAAAGGAUGGAAGAUUGAUAAUGGCCUACUUUACUAUCAUGAUCAGAUCUAUGUCCCCAAUGAGCCAGAAAUCAGGAAAGCUGUCUUAGAAAGCAGGCAUGAUAACCCUUCCACUGGGCACCCAGGACAGUUCAGAACCUUAGACCUCCUUUCAAGGGAUUACUAUUGGUCAGGGAUGAAACAGUCUGUAACAAAAUAUGUCCAAGCAUGCGACUCAUGCAUACGUAGUAAACAUUCCAACCGGGCUCCUGAAGGUCUCCUUCAAAACAUAGAUUUACCCAAUAAGCCCUGGGAGGAAAUAACGUAUGACUUGAUUGUAGGACUCCCCACCUCAGAAGGAUACAAUGCAAUAUUAACAGUAGUGGACCGCUUAUCCAAAAUGGUUCAUUUCAUACCAACGCACUCUGAUGCAACUGCGGUUGAUGUUGCAAACCUCUUUGUAUCCUUUGUGUGGAAGUUACAUGGGUUACCCAGGAAAACCAUCUCGGACCAAGGCCCCCAAUUUAAUGCAAAGUUCCUAAGACAAGUCUAUAAGCGGCUGGGGAUAGAACCACAUUUCUCCACUGCAUACAGACCCCAAGUUGAUGGACAAAGUGAACGCUUAAACCAGUUUGUGGAAAUCUACCUACGCCACUAUAUCAACUAUAGGCAAACAGACUGGGUUGCGUCAUUACCACUUGCGGAAUUUUCAUACAAUAAUGGGAAACACUCAGGUUCCAAACAUUCACCCUUUUACAUGUGCUAUGGCUACAACCCAGACUUUACAGUUGGGAACACCAAGGAAAGCCAUGUUCCUCAAGCCGAUGACCUAGCAGACUUCCUGAAAGAGAUCCAAGCUGAAGCUAAAGCUGCCUUAGAAAUGGCGGCAAGACAAAAUGCACAACUAUGA
Molecule: messenger RNA, 1179 nt
Organism: Rhizoctonia solani
Lineage: Eukaryota; Fungi; Basidiomycota; Agaricomycetes; Cantharellales; Ceratobasidiaceae
Product: Transposon Tf2-1 polyprotein
Exons: 2
Coding region: 1-1179 (392 amino acids)
Biological process (GO): DNA integration
Molecular function (GO): nucleic acid binding
Source: RefSeq, a predicted model, not a curated record